UCUUGUGGUACAGGGGACAGAAUUCCAAGACGUACGUUCCGUACGGACUGAAAAUAAUGUAACGUCACGGCACCGUCUAGAGUUCCGCACUGGUUGACGCGCUACAAAAUGACCUCACAUUUAUAACAUCAUAUCAAAAGCAGGAAUAAUUUUUUUGCAUUAUGAAUUUUGUAAUAAUGCAUAAUGACGACGUGCAGGAGGAAUACGUUUCAGCAGAUUACGUUCCGGUCACUCCAUCGAGACAAGAAUGCUUGUAUACCAGCUGCUAUUGUGAGGAAAACGUUUGGAAGCUGUGUGAACAUGUCACAAUCCAGAACGAAGGCACCUUUGACCACAUCUACGCAGUUUUCAUAUCCAAUGAAAGGAAAAUGAUCCCUAUUUGGAGACAGAAAUCCAGCCACGGAGACCAGCCAGUAAUUUGGGAUUAUCAUGUUAUUCUUCUACACAAAAGCACCUCGGGGCAAAGCUUCAUUUAUGACUUAGACACCACCCUUCCCUUUCCCUGUCAAUUUGAUGUUUAUGUGAAAAAAGCCUUCCAGUCAGAGGAGUUUAUAAAGCCUGCUUUCAGGAGGAAAUUCAGAGUUAUUCCUGCAGACACAUACAUGAAGAAUUUUGCUUCUGAUCGGUCACAUAUGAAAGAUGCCAGUGGGGAUUGGCGAAUGCCUCCACCUCCAUAUCCCUGUAUAGAAACAGCAGAAUCAAAGAUGAACCUUGAUGACUUCAUCUGCAUGAGCUCCCAUGUAGGAUGUGGAAAUGUCUACACUCUUUCUGAAUUUGUUCACCAGUUUAGAAAGAUGUCAGUUUGAGAGUACUACACACAUUACGCACAAACACUACACUAAGUACAGUGAAACUGGAUAACAAAGGGAAAAGUUUCUUUAUUGGCAUACUGGAGAAUAGUGAAACAAAAUGUUUGACCAAAUUAAGCAGAUUAAGAAUUUCUUGGGUCAGUAACCGGGCAACCUGAGCAUUCAAAAAUAAACGUAUUUACUUUCCAAUUAAACUUUGAUUGUGACCAUUUUGAAAUCUGAUAAAAAUGUAAGCUAAUAACAGGAAAAUGCUUAAAAAAUUGAUUCAUUAGUCCCAUUACCAUUGAAAUCAAUGCUAUUUGGCAGCUAUCUUGAAAACCAUCUGAAAUCGUUUUGUAUGUUUUCACAAUAUCAAAACUAAUAUUCAGAACCAUUUCAGAUGACAACAAAUGCAGGGCUUAAAGUUCUCAGGCACCAUGCAUAGAGCAGUUUAAAAUGAAUAUAAUACGGGACAACUUUUCAGGUACACAAAUCUUUUCUUGCUUUAAACCCUGCAAAUGUGUUAUGUUAAAAUUUGUUAGGGAAGUAGAUUGUCAAACAGUGUGCAUUACAGACGUGUUGCAUCCAUAAUGAAAUGGUAUAUCCAUAAUGCUGGCACCUCAUAAAAAUCAAGACCGAAGAUAUAUUUUCAAAAUUGCUAUUUUUAUGUUCAGCCAAGCCUCCUGCAUUACAUGGAUAUCAAACUCUGCAUUUGAUUUAAGAAAGUGUAUAGUCUCCUCAAAAUACCGGUCUUUUUGCAUCACAUCCAUAACGCAAGUAAUUGGUCACUUAUUUUUCUGGUUUAAUAUUUUUGAAAUCAUUUUUUUGUUCCUUCCCCUCAGCCAAGUGGGUGCUAUGAUAAUAUGCACUAACAUUUUUCAUCACGUAAGAAGAGGGGUUUUGUCAUUUUGUGUCCAAAUUUCAAAUCCGUGACAUUGGAAUUGUCCAACCAUGACUUUCCUUGUUAUAAAUAUACAAAUUAGAUUAGAUUGAAUGUAAAAUGUAAAUUUAUUGAAUGCUAUAUCAAAACUAUUUAUACACUAUGGAAUUGUUGCCAAGGAAAUGCCAUUCAGAUUCUGAAAACCAUUACAUUUACAUGUUUGAAUGUUUCAGUGAGAAGAAUUUCUUCACCAAUGUUUUAAGGGAAACGUAUCAAAGGAAGGAAAUGAGAAAUUAUGCAGCAUCAACACAAAGCACAGGUAUUUGUAAUUACCUGCAUUUAUUGGUAGGUUUCUACAGAGGUAUAAAGGGACAAAAUAACAAAUAAUAAAAAUGCUGUUCAACUGAAAA
Molecule: messenger RNA, 2078 nt
Organism: Conger conger (European conger)
Lineage: Eukaryota; Metazoa; Chordata; Actinopteri; Anguilliformes; Congridae
Gene: ntaq1
Product: N-terminal glutamine amidase 1
Exons: 6
Coding region: 162-806 (214 amino acids)
Cellular component (GO): nucleus; cytosol
Molecular function (GO): protein-N-terminal asparagine amidohydrolase activity; protein-N-terminal glutamine amidohydrolase activity
Source: RefSeq, a predicted model, not a curated record